This is a messenger RNA of Penicillium samsonianum, 456 nucleotides long. RefSeq lists its product as uncharacterized. Lineage: Eukaryota; Fungi; Ascomycota; Eurotiomycetes; Eurotiales; Aspergillaceae. The transcript is spliced from 2 exons. The coding region runs from base 1 to 456 and encodes 151 amino acids. The record is from RefSeq and is a predicted model, not a curated record.
AUGCGCUCGCAGCGAGUGGGUGCGGUCGCGCGGCAGCAGCUUCUAUUCAAUUUCCUCCCGCCACACGCACUUGCGCUGGUGUGGGCCAGUAUUCUCGAGACCAUCGAGAGCGCUGGACUGCAGCAAUUCUCGGGCGUGACGAUCCUCGUCCAAGGCAAAAACCUGAAGACAUUGACCAAAGCCCACAUGUGGGACGGCAUGACGCAGGAAUUUGCCCAGCAUUGGGGUACCACCAUCGACGAGUCCUAUCUCUCCGAUCAAUUCUACAUCGACAUCGGGAAAGAGACGUGUCCUACUGGGCCCUCAAGGUGCCACAGACCAUCCUCUGGCGGCGAUGCUGCCUUCAAUCUUAUGCUGAUACGUGUGUGCGGAGGAUACGAGGUGCGGAGGGCGGACGGAGGAUGCGGAGGGCGGACGGAGGAUGCGGAGGGCGGUCGGAGGAUGCGGAGGCAGUAA